Molecule: messenger RNA, 3340 nt
Organism: Lepus europaeus (European hare)
Lineage: Eukaryota; Metazoa; Chordata; Mammalia; Lagomorpha; Leporidae
Gene: KIFC3
Product: kinesin family member C3
Exons: 21
Coding region: 98-2968 (956 amino acids)
Biological process (GO): microtubule-based movement
Molecular function (GO): ATP binding; microtubule binding; microtubule motor activity
Source: RefSeq, a predicted model, not a curated record
GGGCCGGGCCGAGCCCCGGGCGCUGCGGCGACGCCGGGAUCCUGCCUCCGCCGGGCCGGCUGCCCCGAGCCCAGAAGAGGCCGCUGAGCCCCGGGCCAUGGUCCCCUCUCGCAGGACGUGGAACCUGGGAGCCACGCCCUCGCUGCGGGGCCUGUGGAGAGUGGGCCGGGCCGUGGAGCCGGAGCCGGGGAUGGCUCGCCCCGCCCCAGCCGCUGCCAGCCCGGCCGCCCGCCCUUCCCCGCACACCGGCCCGGGGAGGUUGAGAACUGGGCGUGGAAAAGACACGGUCGGCGGCAGCGACGAGGACUCCAGUGGCCGCAGUGCAGCCCGCCCGGCCCUAGCACAGUGUCGAGCGCUCAGCGUGGACUGGGCUGGCCCUGGGAGUCCCCACAGGCUCUACCUGACCUUACAGCAGGCCCUGCAGGACAAGGGGUACGAGAGCAAGAGUCAGGGGACGAAAGAAGAGAAGCUCCUGAAGAGGCCGGCGCCGGCCCCCAGGCGGGAGCGGGAGCGGGAGGCCCAGGAAGCCGGUGGCGCCAUGAAUGUAGAGAAACCAGGUGGGCGGCUCUUUGGCAGCGGGAGGUGCUCGAGCCUGUCGGGGUCGCCAGGGGCGGCCCCCGUUGUACACAGGAUGGUGGAAGCCAUGGCCCAGCUGCAGGAGGAGAAGGCCCAGCUGCAGGAGGAGCUGGUGGUCCUGCGGGAGAGGCUGGCCCUCCACGACAGCGACCAGCAAGUUGCAGCCGCCCAGCUGCAGAACCAGGUGGAAAACCUGAAGGAGAAGCUCAUCAGCCAGGCCCAGGAAGUGAGCCGACUUCGAUCAGAGCUGGGAGGCACCGACUUGGAGAAGCUGCGGGACCGGCUGACGGUGGAGAAUGAGCGGCUGAGGCAGGAGCUGCGGCGCUGUGAGGCCGAGCUGCAGGGGCUGCGGGCACAGCCGGCCGUGGCGGCGGCGGCGGCACCGGCGCCCUGCUCGGGCUGCGAGCACAGCCAGGAGAGCGCCCAGCUCCGGGACAAGCUGUCCCAGCUGCAGCUGGAGGUGGCGGAGAACAAAGGCGUGCUGUCCGAGCUGAACCUGGAGGUGCAGCAGAAGACGGACCGGCUGGCCGAGGUGGAGCUGCGCCUCAAGGACUGCCUGGCCGAGAAGGCGCAGGAGGAGGAGCGGCUCAGCCGGCGCCUGCGCGACAGCCACGAGACCAUCGCCAGCCUGCGGGCCCAGUCCCCGCCUGUCAAGUAUGUCAUCAAGACGGUGGAGGUGGAGUCGCCCAAGACCAGGCAGGCGCUCAGCGAGUCCCAGGCCCGGAACCAGCACCUGCAGGAGCAGGUGGCCAUGCAGCGGCAGGUGCUGAAGGAGAUGGAGCAGCAGCUGCAGAGCUCGCACCAGCUGACCACGCAGCUCCGUGCACAGAUUGCCAUGUACGAGGCGGAGCUGGAGCGGGCGCACGGGCAGAUGCUGGAGGAGAUGCAGUCCCUGGAGGAGGACAAGAACCGGGCCAUCGAGGAGGCCUUUGCCAGAGCCCAGGUGGAAAUGAAGGCCGUGCACGAGAACCUGGCAGGCGUCCGGACCAACCUCCUGACGCUGCAGCCGGCGCUGCGGACUCUCACCAACGACUACAACGGGCUCAAGCGGCAGGUGCGCGGCUUCCCCCUGCUGCUGCAGGAGGCCCUCCGGAGUGUCAAGGCUGAAAUCGGCCAGGCCAUCGAGGAGGUCAACAGCAACAACCAGGAGCUGCUGCGCAAGUACCGCCGGGAGCUGCAGCUGCGCAAGAAGUGCCACAACGAGCUCGUGCGGCUGAAAGGGAACAUCCGGGUGAUUGCUCGUGUCCGGCCAGUCACUAAAGAGGAUGGGGAAGGCCCGGAGGCGACCAACGCAGUGACCUUCGACCCUGAUGACGACUCCAUCAUCCACCUGCUGCACAAGGGCAAGCCCGUGUCCUUUGAGCUGGACAAGGUCUUCUCGCCGUGGGCCUCGCAGCAGGACGUGUUCCAGGAGGUGCAGGCCCUGGUCACCUCCUGCAUCGACGGCUUCAACGUCUGCAUCUUUGCCUAUGGCCAGACGGGCGCUGGCAAGACGUACACCAUGGAGGGAACCCCCGAGAACCCUGGCAUCAACCAGCGGGCACUGCAGCUGCUCUUCUCUGAGGUGCAGGAGAAGGCGUCCGACUGGGAGUACAACAUCACCGUCAGCGCCGCUGAGAUCUACAACGAGGUCCUCAGGGACCUGCUGGGGAAGGAGCCUCAGGAGAAGCUGGAGAUCCGGCUGUGCCCAGAUGGCAGUGGGCAGCUGUAUGUGCCAGGACUGACCGAGUUCCGGGUGCAGAGUGUGGACGAUAUCAACAAGGUGUUCGAGUUCGGCCACACCAACCGCACGACGGAGUUCACCAACCUGAAUGAGCACAGCUCCCGCUCGCACGCCCUGCUCAUCGUGACGGUGCGGGGCACGGACUGCAGCACGGGCCUGCGUACCACAGGGAAGCUGAACCUGGUGGACCUGGCUGGCUCCGAGCGCGUGGGCAAGUCGGGGGCUGAGGGCAGCCGCCUGCGGGAGGCGCAGCACAUCAACAAGUCGCUGUCGGCACUGGGGGACGUCAUCGCCGCCCUGCGCUCGCGCCAGGGCCACGUGCCCUUCCGCAACUCCAAGCUCACCUACCUGCUGCAGGACUCGCUCAGCGGUGACAGCAAGACCCUCAUGGUGGUGCAGGUGUCCCCUGUGGAGAAAAACACCAGCGAGACGCUCUACUCGCUCAAGUUCGCUGAGCGGGUGCGCUCUGUGGAGCUGGGCCCCGGGUCCCGGCGUGCAGAGCUGGGGUCCUGGUCCAGCCAGGAGCACCUGGAGUGGGAGCCAGCUUGCCAGGCAUCGCAGCCCUCAGCACGUGCCCACUCAGCCCCCGGCUCAGGGACCACGAGCCGUGCGGGCUCCAUCCGAAGGAAGCUGCAGCCCUCGGGGAAGUCGAGGCCCUUGCCUGUGUGAUGGACGGCCGGACUCGCUGGCUCGCGGGAGGCAAGGAUGUCCUGGCCCCUCGCAGAAAAAGAAGCAGCAGCCAGUGGCGCGGACGGCGUGAGCUGCAAGGGCGGGCCGGCAGUGUUCGGGAGGGAGGGCUGGCCAGCUCCCCCCAGGCCCGCGGGGCCUCCCGGAAGGCACCAAGGGGCUCUGGCCACGUGUACAUAGCGUUCCCGGGGCGCGGGGCCCAGCCCUCCCUGCCGCCCGGGCUGUGUAUUUAUGGCCGGGGGCCUCAGCUGCUCCCCCGGCGCCUGGCAGCAGGCACUCUGGCAGUCCCCCCCCCCCCCCCAAAGUCCUAUUUAAGAACUUUUGGAAGCGUAGCCAUUUUUACUUCUUAAAAUA